UUGUAUUUCAGAAGUUACUACGUGCCUUUCCUUCUUGAUCUCAGAACGAAGAUCGCCGUUGCCAUAUUAUUUAUAGUGUAUGUAGUGAUAUCAGUCUAUGGUAUAACAGUAAUGGAACAGGGUUUGGAUUAUGACAAAUUGCUUCUACAAACCGACCCUCUGGUCGAAGCAUUUGCCAGAGAAAUUGAACUUUUCCCCAGUGGAGAUCAGAUUGCCAUCAAAAAUGCACCAGACAUGUCUAUCCCAGAGAACAGAGAUCGGAUUGAGCAGAUUGCCCAGAAGUUCGAGCAGAUCUCCUACAAAUACCUCAAGUACGCGAACUUGACUGGUUCCUUCCUGAAUGACGACCGCGAAUCUUGGGUAAUUGGAGUUUACGAAUGGUCCCAACUGUUCGCUUUCUACAAACUCUGGUCCCAAGACUUCGUCUGGGCAAACACCUCCGACUACGACCACUUGUCGUUGGUGUCGUUUCGAUUCCGAAUUGGUCUCCACGACCUCAACACUCCAACAGAUCUUGUGAUGGUGACCGAAGAAGUGAGGAACUUGGCAGCUCAACAUCCUGACCUAGAGAUUUUCACAUACCAGUACAGCCGUGCGAUUGCUGACCAGCUAAAUGUAAUCCUGCAGUCUACUAUCCAAAACGACUCCUUGGCUGUCGUUUGCAUGAUCCUUAUCAGUCUGCUCUUCAUUCCAAAUCCGUUGUGUACAUCUGUGCAUCGGUUUCUGUCACUGUGGGGCGUGAAACUCGAUCCGAUUUUCAUGAUUACUAUCAUAUUAAGUAUUGGCUUCUCUAUCGAAUUUUCAGCUCACGUCACACAUGGUUUCGUCAGCAAUGAGGAGAACUUAUCACCAAAAGAGAGAUGUAUAAUAGCGAUGGAAAAGCUUGCGUGGCCAGGUUAG
Messenger RNA from Cooperia oncophora, 900 nucleotides. NCBI's taxonomy places the organism in Eukaryota, Metazoa, Nematoda, Chromadorea, Rhabditida, Trichostrongylidae. The record is from the annotation of a GenBank genome assembly.